GGAGAGGGGGCCGCUGCGGCUGGGUCUCGCCUCACCCACCCACCAUCAGAGAUUUGCCUGCCCCCCCCCCCCCCCCCCCCCCCCCCCCCUCCCCCCCAAAAAAAAAUACACCGGCGGAGAUGAGUGGUGGUGCUGGGAGGAGGGUUCUGGAGGCGUGGAAGCUCGGGGUGGUCAAGUACGGCGACGCCCUCAGGCUCCAGGAGAGGCUCGUCGCGGACCGGAGAGCCGGCCGGGUCCCGGACCUCGUGCUCUCGCUGCAGCAUCCGCCUACCUACACCCUCGGCAAGCGGCGCACCGACCACAACCUGCUCGUGCCGGAGUCAAGCCUCGCGGGCCUCGGCGCCGAGCUCUACCGCACGGAGCGGGGCGGCGACGUCACCUUCCACGGCCCGCGCCAGGCCGUGCUCUACCCCAUCCUCUCGCUCCGGGACAUAGGGCUAGGCGCGCGGAGGUAUGUCGAGGGGCUCGAGUCCGCCAUGAUCGAGGUGGCCUCUCUGUACGGCGUCAAGGCGCGGCCGGGGGGCGCCUGCGAGACCGGCGUGUGGGUCGGGGACAGGAAGAUCGGGGCCAUCGGGGUCAGGAUCUCCUCAGGGUUUACCUGCCAUGGCCUGGCCUUCAAUAUCGACCCCGAUUUGGGCUACUUCAAGCACAUUGUGCCCUGCGGCAUUGCUGACAAGGAGGUCACAUCGCUGCGGCGGGAGGCGGCAGUGGAACUCCCUCCUGACGAGGUCAUCCAUGAUCAGCUCGUGCAGAGCUUGGCGACAACCUUCCGUCUCGGUGAUGUUAAAGUCAAGGAUGAUUCAGAGUGUGCAGACAUGAUUAGCUCAGCUGCAACUGUGCAACAUUGAUAUGUAUUUACUCAGUGUACUUCUCUUCUGUCUACUAUGAGUUUGCCUCGACGCCUUGUUAUAAAUUUUUGGGUUCCAAAA
Molecule: messenger RNA, 929 nt
Organism: Hordeum vulgare subsp. vulgare (domesticated barley)
Lineage: Eukaryota; Viridiplantae; Streptophyta; Magnoliopsida; Poales; Poaceae
Product: octanoyltransferase LIP2, mitochondrial
Exons: 1
Coding region: 120-848 (242 amino acids)
Biological process (GO): protein lipoylation
Cellular component (GO): mitochondrion
Molecular function (GO): lipoyl(octanoyl) transferase activity
Source: RefSeq, a predicted model, not a curated record